Aspergillus wentii DTO 134E9 is the source of this 1473-nucleotide messenger RNA. RefSeq lists its product as uncharacterized. The record is from RefSeq and is a predicted model, not a curated record. The coding region runs from base 1 to 1473 and encodes 490 amino acids. NCBI's taxonomy places the organism in Eukaryota, Fungi, Ascomycota, Eurotiomycetes, Eurotiales, Aspergillaceae. The transcript has a single exon.
AUGUUAGUAACACCCCCCACGCCGUCAUCAUGGUCAAGCACUUCGGACCAUGCCAUGACUCCUACCGAAUCUGCUGCCAGCUCACCCGCCUUGAAACCAACAUCAGCCAUUCCAUGUGAUAUCCCGUGGGAAGAACGUAUCCGGAGGAGAACUUUGAGAAUGGCACAUGGGGAGUUGCGGCUUCAGGUCUUGUGCGGGUCUCCAAGGUCUUGCCUUAUCAAGGCGCUUCAGAUUUACGAUCCUGGACUACCUGUAACGCCAGAGAUUGUUGAUGGAUUGGAGAAGAUCUAUGGUCUCCAACAUAUAGACUGGCCCUCGGCAGCCGUAAGAGCAUCUCUGCUGACCGAAAAGGUUUGGAAUGGCUUAGAGUUCGCACUGUGCAAAAUAGGGUUUGUGAAUAACCUAUGUUAUAUCUCUCAAAGACCUAUAAUAACCGUUCACUCUAGCUAUCGAGUUUUCUCGAACUACGGCCAUAACGGACGCGGAUAUAUGAGAAUAUCGCCAGAAGAAGGACAAGAUCCUCCCCCACUUCCGGAAGGGCUACGGCUUCCAUACCUAGUUCCUGUGAAGGGUUAUUCCCUGCGUUACCAUCCAGAGAGCUGCAAGAACCCAAUCAUCGAAACUGGUGCCCCUCUGUGUGACGUGGACCUUCUCAACCCUGACAACGGAAAGGAGAUUGGUACUUUAGGCCCAAUCAUGUCGUCAUCUCGUCCUGGAAAGCCUGGGUUGAUUCAUGUCGCUCUGACAGCAGGCCAUGUGAUACCAGACGGCGUAGACUCUGUUAUGACUAGGAAUUUGGCUGACUCUGAUGGAGACGUUCAAAUCAAUCUGGAGGUUUCUCCAACCUCGAAACGGAUGAACGGCAAGCGAGUAGGCUACGAUGGAAAGAGCCCUGCGUUCACGGAUGACACAGCUUUUCUGAUCAUCAAACCUGAUGACCUACUAAGAUUCCAACAUUGCUAUUUUAACAUCAACCUACACUAUUUCCAAACCACGGUUGUCCCCGUAUCUCAUAUUCUUGAUCCUGUGGCACAGCAAAGAUGGACACCUCUUGCAAUGAAGAUUCACCUUAGUGCCAUUGUUGUCUUUAAAAAGGGCAGCCAAAGUGACUUAACCAUGGGCCACCUGGUGGGUGUUACGCGUGAACCACCUCGGGGAUGGUACCAAUCUCAGACUGAAUCAAUCGGAUUUCAGUCGCUUCGUCAUCCCACCUUAACUGGAAACUCCGAUGGAUCUGAUAGCGAAGGGCCGUAUGACCAAGAUAAUUCAGAGCCUUACGGAUGGUUUGGGGUGGUCAAGUGGUCAGACGUUAGAUUUGCUACAGCUGGUGAUUCUGGAAGUUUGGUGUUUGCUUUCGAGUCGGGCACCUUCGUUCCACUCGGAAUUCACAUCGGAUCACCAGAGUCGGCCCCUGGCCACAGUUAUUUUCUGUCCCUUGAAACAUUCUGCUACGAAGGAGAAAAGGAAGGUUAG